Molecule: messenger RNA, 1554 nt
Organism: Sphenostylis stenocarpa
Lineage: Eukaryota; Viridiplantae; Streptophyta; Magnoliopsida; Fabales; Fabaceae
Source: the annotation of a GenBank genome assembly
AUGUUUCAGAACUUGCGCGCAGUCAUGGCCGAAACACAAACUCAAACCUAUCUCCAACUCUUCUUCCUCUGGCUACUCUUAACCAUCGUGGUUCGCGUCAUACUCGUGUCCACGCGCCGCCAGCUGCGCCGUCCACCGGGACCACCCUCCCUCCCAGUGGUCGGCCACCUCCACCUCAUCUCUGCCCUCCCUCACCGGUCAUUCCACGAGCUUUCCACGCGCUACGGCCCCAUCAUGCAGAUCUUUCUGGGGUCCGUUUCGUGCGUGGUGAUUUCGUGUCCGGAACUGGCGAAAGAGUUCCUGAAAACGAACGAGGGGAGCUUCUUGAACCGGUUCAUAAGCGAGGCGGUUCACCACCUCUCGUACGGGUCGAACGGGUUCCUCUUCGCGCCGUACGGAAAGUUCUGGAAGUUCAUGAAGAAGAUUUGCAUGUCGGAGCUUCUCGGUGGCCGCACCCUCGACCAGUUCCUCCACGUCAGGGAACAAGAGACUCUAAGGUUCCUGCGCGCGUUACGGACGAAAGGGGAGGCGCGUGAGAGCGUGAAUGUCAGCGGGGAGUUGUUGACUUUGACGAACAGUAUUAUAUCGAGGAUGGUGUUGGGACGGACGUGCUGCGAGAGCGACGGGGAGGUGGAGGAGGUGAGGAGGAUGGUGGAGGACACUGCUGAGCUGGCGGGGAAGUUCAAUCUGGCAGAUUUCGUUUGGGUCUGUAAAGGGUUGGAUUUGCAGAGAAUGAAGAAGAGGCUUGUGGAGAUUCUGCAGAGAUUUGAUGGGAUGAUGGAGAGGGUGAUAAGAGAGCAUGAGGAGGAGAGGGAGAGAAGGAAGGAGAGAGGGGAGGAAGGGGAGAGGGUCGGGGAUUUGCUUGAUAUUUUGUUGGAAAUUCAUCAAGAUGAGACCAGGGAGAUGAAGUUGUCCAUAGAAAAUGUCAAGGCUUUUAUCUUGGACAUAUUCAUGGCAGGAACAGAUACUUCAGCCAUAACGAUGGAGUGGGCCCUAGCCGAGUUAAUCAGGAACCCUAAUGUGAUGGAGAAAGCAAGAGAAGAGAUAGGAUCAGUGACAGGAAACAACAGUAGAAUAAUUCAAGAGUCAGAUCUUGGCAACCUUCCCUACAUGCGAGCCAUAGUGAAAGAAACCCUGAGGCUUCACCCCACAUCGCCCUUCAUAGGGAGAGAGUCAUCAGAGAGCAGCAAGGUUUGUGGGUAUGACAUUCCAGCAAAGACAUUGCUGUUUGUAAACUUGUGGUCCAUGGGAAGGGACCCCAAGCUGUGGGAGAAGCCUCUUGAGUUCAGGCCAGAGAGGUUCAUGGGGGAGGAGAAGCAGUUUGAUGUGAGGGGACAGAACUUCCAACUGAUGCCAUUUGGGAGUGGGAGAAGGGUGUGUCCUGGUGCCUCACUCGCACUUCAGGUUAUACCCUCUAACCUUGCUGCUAUGGUUCAGUGCUUUGAGUGGAAGGUUGAAGGGAGUAUAAGCAUGGAAGAAAAGCCAGCCAUGACACUUCCCAGGGCACAUCCUUUGGUCUGUGUCCCCGUGCCUCGAUUCUCACUUUCCUUCUAG